Ciona intestinalis (vase tunicate) is the source of this 952-nucleotide messenger RNA. NCBI's taxonomy places the organism in Eukaryota, Metazoa, Chordata, Ascidiacea, Phlebobranchia, Cionidae. The record is from RefSeq and is a predicted model, not a curated record.
GUGUGUUUGGUUGGAUAUAUAUCAAUGUAACAAUGUUUCAUCGCAUGAAUCUGGUCGUGAUCUAAUGCUCAUGGAGUUGGACGAUUCUCGUAACCAAAUAUCAGUCAAGAUCAAGUGUUAUGAAAUAUUUGUUAGAAUCAAAACAAAAUGUUACGAGUUCUCAAUAAAUCAAUUCGCGCUAACCGUUGUUUUCACACGGGUUCGAUCGUUAUGGGGAAGAAAGUUGCCGUGGUUCUAUCUGGUUGUGGGGUGUAUGAUGGUACAGAAGUACACGAAGCAUCGGCUUGUUUGGUUCACCUGAGUCGCGCUGGAGCCGAAGUGAAAAUGUUCGCACCCGAUGUUGAACAAAUGCACUCGAUCAACCAUGUUAGUGGUGAGGUGAUGGAUGGUGGGAGGAAUGUGUUGGUGGAAUCGGCAAGGAUUGGAAGGGGGAUGGUAGAACCACUGGCACUAUUGAACGAAGCCGAUUUCGAUGCGUUAGUGUUCCCUGGUGGUUUUGGAGCUGCCAAGAAUUUAUCGUCAUGGGCAGUGGAUAAUAUUGAUUGUGAUGUCAACAAUGAAGUGGAAAAGACAAUCAAAGAUUUUCAUUCAAACAAGAAACCAAUCCGGUUAACUUGUAUUGCCCCUGUGCUGGCUGCUAAGUGUCUACCAGGUGUUGAGGUUACUUUAGGUCACGCUGAGGGGGAUGAUUGGCCUUAUAGUGGGACAGUGGGGGCUGUACAACAAUGUGGGGGUGUGCAUGUGGAGAAAGACGUUACUGAAUGUCAUGUGGACACGAAUAUGCGCAUUGUGACGACUCCGGCGUACAUGUGCAACACCAGUGUGCACCGUGUGUUUGACGGCAUCGGGGAGAUGGUGAACAAGUUACUUAAGUUGUGUUGAACCAAUAUACAUGGAAUCGUGGUCAGCAUUCGUAAUGUUCAUUAUUAUCAAUAAAGAUCAAAUAAAGUUA